This is a messenger RNA of Centruroides sculpturatus (bark scorpion), 776 nucleotides long. Its product is annotated as basic helix-loop-helix transcription factor amos-like. Bases 321 to 770 code for a protein of 149 amino acids. Lineage: Eukaryota; Metazoa; Arthropoda; Arachnida; Scorpiones; Buthidae. The record is from RefSeq and is a predicted model, not a curated record. Gene Ontology annotation, molecular function: protein dimerization activity. The transcript has a single exon.
UACUAUUUUAAGUGAAUUCAGACUCUUUUUACGAAUGUAUAAUUUUGAUCGAAUUCAAAAUUUCAUCUCUGUUUAAAAAAAAAGUAACAAAAAUGGGUGACGUCAAAUUACGUCACACCAAUGCCUGCAGGUAUAGCGGUAGGGAACAGAUAAUAACAGUCUCUCGUCGGUCUGGUGGACAGCAUGUCCCUGAGGGUAACAGGGUAGUAUAAAUAGACAAAGUCCGCCUCAUUGAUGUUUAUAUGUGCUCGGGGAGAGUUGUAGACUAGCAAGGAUACGACUGGCACACAUCCAGCAUUACCUGACCUACAUCUACAGUUAUGGAAAGCGGCAGGUCCAGGCAGUUAGCCGCUUCUCCAGAUCCGUAUUUCUCUUAUACACCUGUAUCCAGCCCAGAGACACCAUGUUCCAAUUACGAUUGUGUGGAUUGUGGUCCAAAGACUUUAACAAUGCUGAAACCGUUUCGAUAUACGAACGAAGAUUCUUCAACUAGUUCCGUUCAAUAUACUAAAAAAGAUGAAGAAAAUUGUGAUUUUACUGAGAAAUCCAAUAAAAGGACAUGUUCUGCUGUAUCUUCGAUUAUAGUGAAGAAACGUAGACUGGCAGCUAACGCUAGAGAGAGAAGAAGAAUGCACAGUUUAAACGUGGCUUUUGAUCGACUUAGGGAAGUUGUUCCCUCAUUAACCAACGAUAGGAAACUUUCUAAAUAUGAGACUUUACAGAUGGCUCAAAGUUAUAUUACGGCAUUAACAGACAUUUUGAUCAAAUAACUUUUU